Cryphonectria parasitica EP155 is the source of this 1617-nucleotide messenger RNA. RefSeq names its product allantoate permease. Lineage: Eukaryota; Fungi; Ascomycota; Sordariomycetes; Diaporthales; Cryphonectriaceae. Bases 1 to 1617 code for a protein of 538 amino acids. Gene Ontology annotation, biological process: transmembrane transport. Gene Ontology annotation, molecular function: transmembrane transporter activity. The record is from RefSeq and is a predicted model, not a curated record. Gene Ontology annotation, cellular component: membrane. The transcript has 8 exons.
AUGGCAAACACAAGCGACGAGAUUGCCCCGGUUCCUGCCCUUAACCAGGAGCAGGCUCGCCGUGAGAAGGCCGCCGAGUUCCUCGCCAGUCAUGAAGAUACUUCCUUCACCUACGAAGAGGAGAAGGCAGUCCUCCGCCGCGUUGAUAUGCGACUCCUACCACUGCUUCUCGGGGCCUACUUCUUCCAACAGCUCGACAAGUCCACUCUGAGGCACCUGACCAUGAAAUUCAAUUUACCUCACAAUAGUUACACCUCCGUCUUCGAUAUCGUCUCCGGCGCCCACCUCGUAGGCGACCAAUACUCAUGGCUCGGCUCCGUCCUUUACCUCGCCCAGCUGGUCAUGCAGCCCGCCACGGCCUUCCUGCUCGUCAAGUUCCCCAACGGCAAGGUCAUCUCGUCCGCCAUCCUGCUGUGGGGUGCCUCCCUCGCCAUCAUGUCCGCCUGCACCAACUUCCACUCCCUCCUGGGCAUGCGCUUCGUCCUCGGCUGCUUCGAGGCCAUGAUCGCGCCGUGCUGUGUCGCCUUCACCCAGACCUGGUGGCGCCGCUCCGAGCAGACCAUGCGGACCAGCUACUGGAGUUCUAUGAACGGCGUCACUCUUAUGAUCGGGAGUCUGUUCACUUAUGGUCUGGGUCACAUUGACAGCCCUACCUUGUUCAAAUAUCAAAUUAUCUUCCUCUUCUGUGGUCUUCUCACUGUUGCCUACUCGGGCAUCGUCUUCUGGCUGAUCCCGGACUCGCCCAUGGAAGCCAAGUUCCUGUCGGACCGCGAGAAGGUCAUCGCCACCGAGAGGUUGAGGGCCAACCAGAUGGGCAUCGCCUCCAGGAAAUGGCGUUGGGACCACGUCUGGGAGACAGCGACAGACCUCAAGACAUAUCUGUGGUUUGUGGCCGUCACAUCUAUCUCCGGUGGCAUCACAACCUUCGGCUCUCUCAUCGUCAAGUCUUUCGGCUACGACAGCUUCACCACGAUUCUGUUCAACAUCCCAUUCGGGGCAAUCCAAAUCAUCUCGAUUCUCGGAACUGCCUGGCUUGCUCAGAGGUUCCAGUGCAAGGGCCUCGUCAUUGCCGCGAACAGCAUCCCGCCUACCAUCGGGGCCAUCUUGAUGCUCACUGUUCCAAGAGAUCAGAAGGGUGUGCUGUUGUUCGGAUACUAUCUUGUUUCCUGUCUUGCUUCCAUCACCCCGUUGAUCUACAACUGGCAGUCGUCAAACACUGCAGGUGACACCAAGAAGAAGUGUACCUCUGCGGUGGUGUUCAUCGGGAUGUGCACUGGCAACGUGAUCGGUCCACUGCUUUACUCCACGGACGAAGCUCCUCUGUACCGCAAGGGUCUCAUCGCUGACCUCUGCAUGUUUGUCGUUGUUGGCAUCGUUUCCGGGCUUAUCCCACUGUAUCUCAUGUAUCUGAAUAAGCGUCAUGCAAAGAGGCGCGAGGAGCUCGGAAAGAGCGCUGCCAUCGUGGACGAGUCCAUGGUCAAGAAGGAGAAGAUCGAGGAGAGCAAGGCGGUCGAGCUGGAGGAUGCGCAGGCACCGCAGUUGCGGUCCCUGGAGGAGGAUAAUGCCUUGCAUGAUGUGACGGAUCUCAAUAACGAGGACUUCAUCUAUGUAUAUUGA